This is a messenger RNA of Danio rerio (zebrafish), 2248 nucleotides long. The record is from RefSeq and is a predicted model, not a curated record. NCBI's taxonomy places the organism in Eukaryota, Metazoa, Chordata, Actinopteri, Cypriniformes, Danionidae.
AGAUAUAUUGUAUUAUUCAACACGACUUUAAAAGUUUAACAAUAAAUAAUUGUAUUAUCUUGACAAAGCAAAAAUUAACAAUAACAGCCGGAACUGGCUCUGCCGGAGGUGAAGUCAUCGCUACUGUAAGCCAGGGUGGUGUGAGUUAGCUCGAGUUAAAGCGACUUUUUCGAUUAAAGUUCAGUUAUUAUUGAACAGAUUUUUUAUUAAAGUCAUAAUCACGGCUCUGAAGUGACGCGACGUCAUCGGGAGCGAGCUGGCGCGUUUCCGGCGGUGCAGGAUGAUGAUUAUUGGCUGGACUGAGUGAGUGUGGUCUGAAGCCUCAUCAUGUCUCUGCCGGAGGACACAGGGGAUCGUGGAAAGGAGCGGGAGCGCGGCGCACGGCCCAAAGUGCGGCAGAGUCGCUCUGAGGAGAGGCGAGACGGAGGACGGAGAAAACCUGGACGAGGGAAGAAGAAGAGCCACCCGUCACAGGAUCUGCGCCCGCUGAGUGACGGGUUUGAGUACGGAGAUCUGCUGAGUGCUGAUCUGCUGUCCGGCGAGGGGGCGGCGCUGUCCCAGACAGCCUCCAGCAGACCCCCGCUUGUGCCAGACCCCGGCACCAGCCGCACACUCCGACAGAAGAUCCAGGACGCAGUGGGACAGUGCUUCCCCAUCAAAACCCACAGCCUGAGCCCUGCGCCGGCCCCGUCCCGCAGGAAGAUCCACCUCAGCGAGCUCAUGCUGGACCGCUGCCCCUUCCCCGCCGGCUCCGACCUGGCUCAGAAGUGGUACUUGAUAAAGCAGCACACGGCGCCGCUGGAGUGUGCGAACACCCCGGUACUGGAGUGUGUGAGCGCACCGCUGGAGUGUGUGAGUGCACCUCUGGAAUGUGUAAGCGCACCGCUGGAGUGUGUGGGCGCACCUGUGGAGUGUGUGAGUGCACCGGUGCUAGAGUGUGUGAGCGCACCUCUGGAGGAUGAGGAGGACCGGCUACGCGAGCGGCGCAGGAUUAGCAUUGAGCAGGGCGUGGAGCCGCCGCCGAACGCUCAGAUACACACCUUCGAGGUCACCGCACAAAUAAACCCUCUGUACAAACUGGGACCCAAACUAGCGCACGGUAUGAAUGAGCUAGCGGGAGACGAGCGCGCUACGCUACACCAGCUGCUCCUGCAGACCUGUCUGGACACGCUGGACGAAGUGGCGGCGUCUGCCCCCGUCUCUGUGUCCGCCGUUCCAGACGUGGAGAUCUGCACUGCGGCUCCGUCCGUCAUCCGAUCAGAGAGUCCCAAAACACAGGAUUACCAGCACCGCGUUCACACACAGAUCGACUACAUCCACUGCCUCGUUCCUGAUUUGCUUGAGAUCACGAAUCUGUCGUGCUACUGGGGCGUGAUGGACCGCUACGAGGCCGAGACUCUUCUGGAGGGGAAACCCGAGGGCACGUUCCUGCUGCGCGACUCUGCCCAGGAGGAUUACCUGUUCUCGGUGAGCUUCCGCAGGUACGGCCGGUCUCUACACGCGCGCAUCGAGCAGUGGAACCAUAACUUCAGCUUCGACGUGCACGACCCGAGCGUGUUCCACGCGCCCACCGUCACCGGCCUGCUGGAGCACUACAAGGACCCGAACUCCUGCAUGUUCUUCGAGCCGCUGCUGUCCAACCCGAUCCACCGCACACAGCCGUUCAGCCUGCAGCGCAUCUGCCGCGCCGUCAUCAGCAGCCGCAGCUCGUACGACGGGAUCGGGACACUGCCUCUGCCCGCCGCGCUCAAGGAGCACCUGAAGGAGUACCACUACAAGCAGCGGGUGCGCAUCCGCAGACUGGACACCUGGUGGGAGUGACAGCGCUCAGGGGCAGAGCACCAGUGCCUUUACAUCCGAUCACAGCACACCGUCACCACUCAAGCUGAAUAAUCCUCCUGCUCUCCUCCAACCCUGCUCCUGGAGAUCCGCCUUCCUGCAGAGUGCAGCUCCAACACACCUACCUGGAGUCUUUAGGUGCUGUCCCGCUCUUCACACUGCUUCAGGUGUGUUGGAUCAGGGCUGGAGCUGAACUCUGCUGGAAGGCCUGUCUCCCUGCUGCUUUAUUGUGAGUGUGUUGAGCACAAAGGAAGAUGUUUUGAAGAUAGCCGGGAGUAAACUGACAGUAGUGUAGUAAUCAGGUGUGCUUCGCAUCCACAGAAUCCUCCUCUUUAGUGUUCAACAGUACAAAGACACUCUGAAAGCUUCACAAUAAAUGAAGGAAGAAUAAACGAUGAGCGGAUGUUUA